AUGUCUUCUGACCUGGACAAGGUGGACCGACUCGAGCAGUUUGUCGCUAAUGGUGCGUUCCAGGAACGAGACCUCCGUCUGCUACUCAGUGAUGGCCACUCCUGUCUUCUGGCACUGGACGCGACGGGGCGUCGGGACCCACGAAGAGAUGCAGCGUCUCCUGACGCUGCGUCGACGGCUGCUGAGUGGGCGCCGGACAAGGCGCUGCGGUGUCAGACUCCUUGGGGGUGCCCAAGGAAAGCGGCUGCAGGACAGGCUGCACAGCCACCGCUUGGGAAGGCGGCCCCGCUGAGGGGUCGACGUCCAUCAGCUCCGAAGGCGGUGGCGACUGAAGAGGGACCGCAGGCGCCGGAGCGACCACCUGGGGCGCUCCCGGAUGAAGCUGCGCGGGAGGCAUCAACGGGACGGGCUGUCGGCGUGGUAGCGGCGACGGCUGCUGCUGCUGCCCUGGGGGUGGCAGCGAAGUCGGAAGGCGCAGCUGGAACCCGCCGCGGACCAAAUCUGUGGACAAAGAACGAGCGGCAGAAUCCGGGCGGCCAGCGCGGCGCAACUGGUUCUGAUGCCUCCUGUGCACCCCAGUAG
Messenger RNA from Schistocerca americana (American grasshopper), 582 nucleotides. RefSeq lists its product as uncharacterized. The transcript has 2 exons. Bases 1 to 582 code for a protein of 193 amino acids. Lineage: Eukaryota; Metazoa; Arthropoda; Insecta; Orthoptera; Acrididae. The record is from RefSeq and is a predicted model, not a curated record.